Messenger RNA from Haliotis rubra (blacklip abalone), 1315 nucleotides. RefSeq names its product ATP synthase mitochondrial F1 complex assembly factor 1-like. The record is from RefSeq and is a predicted model, not a curated record. Gene Ontology annotation, cellular component: mitochondrion. Gene Ontology annotation, biological process: mitochondrial proton-transporting ATP synthase complex assembly. NCBI's taxonomy places the organism in Eukaryota, Metazoa, Mollusca, Gastropoda, Lepetellida, Haliotidae. The transcript has 9 exons. The coding region runs from base 193 to 1161 and encodes 322 amino acids.
UAAUAAAUUAGAAUUAUCGUGUCAUUCAUUCAGUUCUGUUGUCCGAUCAACAGUUGAUUAGCUGGCAAAGAUCGUCAACACUGGGACAAGAUCAAGACGUAUCAGAAUCUCUUUUCUGGUGGCAAUCGCCGCAAUGCCCACAUACAUAGUAGUCCAGCUGGCUGAAUGAAGUGAAAACCAACCUAGCACAAUAUGUCUUUACUACAAAGACAAGGUGUCCGACUCUGUCAGAAAUGCUGGAGACUGUAUGCCGGUGGGAAGAAACAACACAGUGUUCUUUCAACCAUCUCUGAUUCUCGAGGAAUGACCAUCACGAUUUCAAGAGCCAACAGUCUACUGAAAGGACAGCACCCAAGGAAGUAUCCUGACUUGAGAUAUUCAUCUACAUCAUCGGAGAAGUAUGAUGAUGACGUGAAAGUGAACAUGGAGGACAAUCCUUACUUUGACAAGUACAAGAAAAAACUGCUGGAUUUACAAAGAUCCUCACCCAAGGCCUACCAGGAGAAGAUCCAUCACAUUGAAGAGGAGAUGAGGAAGGACCGAGCCUUCAUCAGAGAUCAGCUGGAGAAGGCAGAGGCAGAGGCCAAAGCUAAAGCAGAGGCUGAAGGGAAGGCCUCGUCUAAGGGGCUAGACAGUAUCAUGAAGACAGACCUAAUCAGAGAUAAGACAGCAGAGGAGAUUGAGGAGAUCUGGAAGGAAUACCACAGUAGGAAGGAAUGUGUAUUUGCAGUCUUGAAGUCAAUCGAUUAUGAUGAUUUGUUGCAAAAGGCCAAGACAUGUCCAUCUUUCCUGUACCCUCUGCCUCGUCAGGAUGGAUAUGAGUUCUUCUUCUCCAUGAUCUCAGGGAAGUCGGUGUAUUUCACACCGCUUAUCAUGUACCAGCAGAUGAAGGAGAACGCCCCUCCCUGUCUGUCUCUGGUCCACUUCACAGAACUCCAGGAGGACAAAGGUAUUGUGCUGAUGACAGGGCAGUAUGAUGACUCGCUACUGAAAAGAAAGGAUGCAAUAAACCUUGUGCGGCAAAUGACAAUGUACUACAACAGAACAUCUGGGGAGAGGUUCAACCUGGUCCGCAUCUUCAAUCACAUGCCAAACAAAUUCACCCAUCUUGAUGUAAUCAAUGAGUAUCAAGAGAUGGUCAAAUAUUUAGAAUCUGCUUAAUGAAUUUCAAGGACAUGACUUGAAUGACAUCAAUAAAUAUAUGCCUAUUACAGAUGUACAGAAGCAACUACACGUACUCAUUGUCCAUUUGGAUGGUAAUGCAUUUUGAAAUCAUUUGUCAUUUGUAGCAUCAAGGAAUCAACAAUUUGAAAAU